This is a messenger RNA of Xiphophorus hellerii (green swordtail), 512 nucleotides long. RefSeq names its product small nuclear ribonucleoprotein polypeptide G (gene snrpg). Lineage: Eukaryota; Metazoa; Chordata; Actinopteri; Cyprinodontiformes; Poeciliidae. Gene Ontology annotation, molecular function: RNA binding. The record is from RefSeq and is a predicted model, not a curated record. Gene Ontology annotation, biological process: mRNA splicing, via spliceosome; spliceosomal snRNP assembly. Bases 123 to 353 code for a protein of 76 amino acids. The transcript has 4 exons. Gene Ontology annotation, cellular component: precatalytic spliceosome; U2-type prespliceosome; U1 snRNP.
CGCUGAUAGGCCCUUUUCACAAUUACGUCAGACAACUUCCGUUCUGACCCUAUGCACGCUUUCCUUCCGCGGCUUUGUCAAACGAACAGCUAGCAUACAGGCUUUCUGCAACUAAACACAAAAUGAGCAAAGCACACCCACCAGAGCUGAAAAAGUUUAUGGACAAGAAGCUUUCCUUGAAGCUGAACGGAGGGAGGCAUGUGCAGGGCAUCCUACGAGGGUUCGACCCCUUCAUGAACCUGGUGAUGGACGACUGCCUGGAGAUGGGCCCAGGUGGACAGCAGAACACCAUCGGCAUGGUGGUUAUCAGAGGAAACAGCAUCAUCAUGUUGGAGGCUUUAGAGAGAGUAUGAGAAGAGAGGAGGAUGGUGGAAAGAAUGAGCUGCAGUUUUAUCUUUUGUUAUUCAUUUUUUUUAAAGUUUUUGUUCUACAGACUCAGCAGUUGUGUGAUGGCGAAUUUCUCUUCAUUUUGGUGUUUUGUGAUUUAAUGGGAAUAAAUUACAUUUUCCUUA